This is a messenger RNA of Protopolystoma xenopodis, 363 nucleotides long. NCBI's taxonomy places the organism in Eukaryota, Metazoa, Platyhelminthes, Monogenea, Polystomatidea, Polystomatidae. The record is from the annotation of a GenBank genome assembly.
AUGGCUCCAACUAUCUAUCUUUAUAUUCAUCUCCAGGAUGAACCAUUUACCUUGUGUGAUUUUCUCCUUCCCUCACUCCCCCCAAUUCCCACUCCUCUGACCGCCAGCUCAGCUUGUGUCAUUCUGUCGGAACACGUGUAUUGGGCAUUGGGACAGUUUCGUUUUCCUCCUCUCUGCCUCGUCUCACUUGGUCGUCGGCAUGGCGCCAGCUCCCAACGGGUGGCACAAGAAGACAUGAUGGUACAGGGGAGGCUUGGAAGCAUGAGCUCCCCUCUCCGCUUCGGUCUUCUUCAACUCUGGCACUGUCUCAGAGGCCGGACUAAUGCAGCCCGACCUUCUGAAUGGGACAGAAAUGGCUUUUAG